CUGGCCGGGCCCUGGGCCGGUGUUGCGCGCCCAGCGGUGACAGCUCUGGAGGGGCCGCUCCUUUCUGCCCCCAGCCCUCUGAGGUCGCCCCGUCCCCUCGUGGGGGCUCCCACCUGCUCUCCCACAGGGUGUCUGCUCCAGGGGCCGGCAUGGACCAGUCCGUGGCCAUCCAGGAGACGCUGGCCGAGGGGGAAUAUUGCAUCAUCGCGGUGCAGGGCGUGCUGUGCGAGGGAGACAGCCGACAGAGCCGCCUGCUGGGGCUCGUGCGCUACCGCCUGGAGCACGGCGGCCAGGAACACGCCCUCUUCCUGUACACGCACCGGAGGAUGGCCAUUACUGGGGACGAUGUCUCUUUGGACCAAAUAGUGCCAGUCUCGCGGGAUUUUACGCUGGAAGAAGUGUGCCCGGAUGGUGACCUCUACGUCCUUGGCGCAGAUGUGACAGUCCAGCUGGACACCGCAGAGCUCAGCCUCACACUGCAGCUACCCUUCGGUUCACACACCAGGAUGUUCCUCCAGGAAGUCGCCAGGGCCUGUCCAGGUUUUGACCCUGCGAACCCGGACCCUGAAUUCCUGUGGCUGUCUCGAUACAAGUGCGCGGAGCCAAAGCUGGAGUCUCCCACGCCCGGCGGGUGGAACUCGGCCCCAGGUACCAGGCCCGUGUGCGCGACAAUUGGUGGAGGCAGCUAUCCGUCUCGGAAGCGGGUGUGGGGAUUGGAGGAGGUACGGCUUGGGGGAGCGGGCUCUGUUCUGCUUGGGGGCGGGGCUAUCGCGGGGGAGGGGGGGCGGGAUGAAGAGCUUGAGGAAGCCGGCAGAGAAAUGUCCGCCACUGGCUUUCGGGAGCGCGUCUCUGCAGGUGGUUCCAACUUUGAUGAUUCAAGGCCGACUGGGAAAGGUCUGCUUGGGGACCAACGCUCGAUGGGUCAGGACAGACCAGACAGCUUGUCCAUAAGACAGACUAAAUCCAAGUCUGAAAUCACAGACAUGGUUCGUUCUUCUACGAUCACAGUGUCAGACAAGGCUCAUAUUUUGUCAAUGCAGAAGUUCGGGCUGCGAGAUACGAUUGUGAAAUCACUCCUGGCGCAGAAGGAAGGGGAGUACACCGACAUCCAGAACUUCAGGUUUUUCGUGGGAACGUACAACGUGAACGGACAGUCUCCCAAAGAAUGCCUCCGACCGUGGCUGAGCCACGGUGCCCAGGCCCCGGACGUGUACUGUGUGGGGUUCCAGGAGCUUGACCUGAGCAAGGAGGCCUUUUUCUUUCAUGACACCCCCAAGGAGGAAGAGUGGUUUAAAGCUGUGUCAGAGAGUCUUCAUCCCGAUGCCAAAUAUGCAAAGGUGAAGCUCAUCCGACUGGUUGGGAUUAUGCUGCUGUUGUACGUCAGACAAGAGCAUGCCGCGUACAUCUCCGAAGUGGACGCUGAGACGGUGGGGACAGGAAUCAUGGGGAGGAUGGGUAACAAAGGCGGCGUGGCGAUCAGGUUCCGGUUCCACAACACCAGCAUCUGCGUGGUGAAUUCUCACCUGGCGGCCCACAUGGAGGAGUAUGAGAGGAGGAACCAAGACUACAAAGACAUUUGUUCGCGAAUGCAGUUUUGUCAGGUGGACCCAGACCUUCCCCCGCUCACCAUCAGCAAGCACGAUGUGAUCUUGUGGCUGGGGGACCUCAACUACAGGAUAGAAGAGCUGGACGUGGAAAAGGUGAAAAAGCUCAUCGAAGCCAAGGACUUCGAGACCCUGUAUGGGUACGAUCAGCUGAGAAAUCAGUUGGCCGCUAAGACCGUCUUUGAAGGCUUCACCGAGGGCACGCUCACAUUCCAGCCCACCUAUAAGUACGACACUGGCUCGGACGACUGGGACACCAGCGAGAAGUGUCGAGCUCCUGCCUGGUGCGACCGAGUCCUCUGGAAAGGGAAGGACGUCACUCAGCUGAGUUACCAGAGCCACAUGGCCCUGAAGACCAGUGACCACAAGCCUGUCAGCUCAGUGUUUGACAUAGGGGUGAAGGUCAUAAAUGAAGAGCUUUACCGGAAGAUUCUAGAAGAAAUCGUUCGUUCCCUGGAUAAGAUGGAAAAUGCUAACAUUCCUUCAGUGUCCCUUUCCAAGCGAGAGUUCUGUUUUCAGAAUGUGAAGUACAUGCAACUGCAAGUUGAAUCCUUUACAAUUCAUAACGGACAAGUACCUUGCCGGUUCGAAUUCAUCCGGAAGCCCGACGACGAGUCUUACUGUAAGCAGUGGCUCAGUGCCAACCCCAGCAAAGGCUUCCUCCUGCCAGAUUCUGACAUUGAGAUUGAAUUGGAGCUCUUUGUAAACAAGACCACAGCUACGAAGCUCAACUCGGGCGAAGACAAAAUUGAGGACAUUCUGGUUUUGCACUUGGAGAGGGGAAAGGACUACUUCCUGCCUGUGUCCGGGAACUAUCUUCCCAGCUGUUUCGGUUCUCCCAUUCAUACGCUGUGCUACAUGAGGGAGCCCAUCUUGGACCUUCCACGGGAAACCGUCAGUAAGCUGACUCUGAUGCCAGUCUGGACUGAAGGUGACAGCAGCCAGCUGGAGAGCCCCCUGGAAAUCCCCAAAGAGCUCUGGAUGAUGGUUGACCAUCUCUACCGAAAUGCUGUCCAGCAGGAAGAUCUGUUUCAGCAGCCAGGACUGAGGUCAGAGUUUGAACAUAUCAGGGACUGCUUGGACACUGGAAUGAUCGAUAACCUCUCUGCUAGCAAUCAUUCUGUAGCCGAAGCCUUGCUCCUUUUCUUGGAGAGCCUGCCAGAGCCUGUUGUGUGCUACAGCGCCUACCGGAGCUGCCUGGAGUGUUCCGGCAACUACAUGGCAAGCAAACAGGUCAUUUCCACUCUCCCUACAUUCUACAAAAAUGUCUUCAACUACUUGAUGGCCUUUUUGCAAGAAUUACUGAAAAAUUCAGCAAAAAAUCAUCUGGAUGAGAAUAUUCUCGCUAGUAUAUUUGGCAGCUUACUGCUUCGAAACCCAGCUGGUCAUCAAAAGCUUGAAAUGGCAGAGAAGAAGAAGGCUCAAGAAUUUAUUCACCAGUUCCUCUGCAAUCCACUCUGAGCCUGUCUUCACCCCUAUUUCACCUGAGGCAGCCAAUUACCAACCCCCCUGUUUCAGAGGAGGAGCUGCCUAAAGUGAUAUGAGGCCCUUUGGAAGAAUGGCAGCCGGCUGCUUCCUGAGUCACGGCUGCCGACCUCCCACCAUUAGUUAGCACACCCAGUGUGCUACUGUGAGAGGUGAAGACAUGGGGGAAACUCCCUAUAAUAAAACUGACAGUCAGUGUUCAACUUUAGCUAUUUAACACAGGUAGAGCUCUAUUUUUUUAAUUAAAAAAAUAUUCAAUAAGUGAACCUGUGCUCAGCCUGCCUCCGGAGCAUAGUCAGUGCCUUCUGAUAGCCUGGGCUAUCUCCCCGUGAUCAGAUAUUUGAACAAACUUUGGAGUCCUGAGCUGGACAGCAAGAAUGCAGAUGGAAGAAUGCUGGAUAAACAGGCGGCAGCCAGCAGCCACCACAUGCUUCUGGUGCUCAGUCUGCAGAUGUGUGCCUGUGCACAUAGACUCUGGCCCGCUUCUGCUCAGAAGUGGGCUGUCACCGAGGUGGCCACUCCGACUCUGCAAGCAAUACAGGGCCUUAACACGGAAAACACUGAAGAAGUCAUGUUCUGGUAAAACCAGUGGGAUUUUCUGGGCCAGCAAAUUCUCCAAACUGUGUGAUGUACCCUUUCACUCAUAUGUAAUAUAUUUUAAUGAUAAAUGUAUUUUUAACAGU
Molecule: messenger RNA, 3772 nt
Organism: Tupaia belangeri chinensis (Chinese tree shrew)
Lineage: Eukaryota; Metazoa; Chordata; Mammalia; Scandentia; Tupaiidae
Gene: INPP5B
Product: inositol polyphosphate-5-phosphatase B
Biological process (GO): signal transduction; phosphatidylinositol dephosphorylation
Cellular component (GO): cytosol; membrane
Molecular function (GO): inositol-1,4,5-trisphosphate 5-phosphatase activity; phosphatidylinositol-4,5-bisphosphate 5-phosphatase activity
Source: RefSeq, a predicted model, not a curated record